This is a messenger RNA of Carica papaya (papaya), 2435 nucleotides long. The record is from RefSeq and is a predicted model, not a curated record. Lineage: Eukaryota; Viridiplantae; Streptophyta; Magnoliopsida; Brassicales; Caricaceae.
AUGGAAGCAGUAGCAGAAGGACUGUGGGGGCUGGCGGACUACAACGAGAAGAAGGGGGAGAUCGGGAAAGCCGUGAAAUGUCUGGAAGCCAUUUGCCAGUCUAAUGUCUCUUUCUUUCCCAUCAUCGAGGUCAAGACUCGACUUCGCAUCGCCACUCUUCUUCUCCGUCAUUCCCAUAAUAUCAGUCACGCCAAGUUCCAUCUUGAGCGCUCUCAAUUGCUUUUGAAGUCCAUUCCUUCUUGCUUUGAACUCAAGUUCAGAACAUUCAGUUUGCUCAGUCACUGCUACCAUCUCCUCGGAUCUAUCCCUCCCCAGAAACAGAUUCUUUACAAGGCUCUCGACCUUGCUUCUUCUGCCGGCCACGAGUACUCUCUUACCCUCUAUCUCUCAUUUUCUUCUUCUAAUUCUCAUUUGCUGCCAUUUCCUUUAAUUCCCCUUGUUUCUUUCAAGUGUUUCCGUCAAGCUGUGGGCUUGCAAUUUCAAUUCGCAGCUCGCCAAUGCUUUGAUCAUCGAAGGAGACUUCCGCUCUUCAAUCUCCGCUUUGGAAUCUGGAUGUUCUUCGCAACUUCAUUGCUGCAUGUACAUCUCAUGCAAUGGACUGAUGAUAAUUUAGUUGAGCGAGCUGUUAAUCAAUGCGAUGAGGUCUGGCAAACUAUUCCUCCAGACAGAAGGGGUCAAUGCACGGGUUUGCUCUUCUACAGUGAGCUUCUGCACAUCUUCUAUAGACUAAGAAUAUGUGACUACAAGAAUGCUCAGCAGCACGUGGACAAGUUAGAUGCUGCUAUGAAGGCUGACUUGCAAAAGAUGAGGGAAGCACACCAACUAAUGGAUGAACUAAAUUCCCUGAAUCAAAGACUCUCCCAGUCUGACCUACCUUCCAAGGAGAGAUACGCACUUUCCGCAAGAUCAGCUCAUAUUCAGGACCGCCUUAGGAAUUUGACUCCGCCCGCUAGCAACGAUAUUCUGGAACCUGCAUAUUUUGGAAAUGCAAAGCGAGCAUGGGCAGAGAAGCUUGUACUAGCACCGCCUCCUAUUGAUGGCGAGUGGCUACCAAAAAGUGCAGUCUAUGCACUGGUUGAUCUUAUGGUGGUCAUAUUUGGGCGUCCUAAAGGGCUUUUUAAAGAACACAAGGCUCUUGGGAGCUCUUUGCCUCUGAGACAGGAAGAGACGUUGCUGGUGAAACCAGCUGCGCUAGUCGCUGCAAUAAGCAGCCUGUGGGCUCCAAUGACAGCUCUAAACAUUGUGGCGUUGGUGCAAAUGAAAAAUUGGUUUGCACGAUUUCCAACAAUUUUACAGGCUUGUGAGAGCAUCAUUGAGAUGCUCAGAGGACAGUACUCACAUUCUGUUGGCUGCUAUAGUGAAGCAGCCUAUCAUUAUACUGAAGCAGCCAAGCUCACAGAGAGAAAAUCAACACAAGCUAUGUGCCAAGCAUAUGCGGCUGUUUCUUACUUCUGCAUUGGUGGUGCUGAAUCAUCUUCAGAGGCACUUGAUUUGAUUGGACCACUUUACAGAAUGAAAGAUUCUUUCGUUGGUGGUCGAGAGGAAGCAAGUAUUCUUUUUGCAUAUGGUCUUCUACUGAUGAGGCAACAAGAUCUGCAGGAGGCAAGAAAUCGACUGGCCAAAGGCUUACAGAUUGCACAUAACCAGAUGGGGAACCUUCAACUUGUUGCGCAGUAUUUGACUAUUCUUGGGAGUUUGGCUCUUGCUUUGCAUGAUACUGUCCAAGCCAGAGAGAUCUUGAGAUCCUCUCUUACCUUGGCCAAGAAGCUUUAUGACAUCCCAACUCAGAUCUGGGUUCUCUCAGUUUUGUCAGUUUUGUAUAAGCAAUUAGGUGAGAGAGGAAAUGAAAUGGAGAAUGACGAAUAUCAAAGGAAAAAGUUGGAGGAUUUGCAAAAGAGGCUUGCUGAUGCACGUUCAUCCAUGCAUCACAUUGAACUUAUCGACAAAGUUAGGCUUGAAGUUAAGCAAUACAAUGAGCAUGAUACAAACCGUGCGAAGGCAAGUCAAUCCAUGAAAGUCAAUCUUGAUAUUCCGGAGUCUGUUGGUAUAUCUAUACCAUUACCAACACUUUCAUCAGCAAGGCUAGUUGAUUUAGACACCAGCAGACGAUCAGCAAGGCUUGCUGAUUUAGACACCAGUGGACGUGGAAAAAGAAAAUUUUGAUUUUCAUUCUGUUUUGCAAUUAUUAUCUGGCUUGAAAGUAGAAGCUGUACAUAGGGUUUGAGGUACCAUUAUACACCGAGUCACUGUUACUGACAUAAUGCUCAGGGGCAUUGAUUAGUGCUGUAUAGCUAAAUUAGGGUGCUUACAGUUUUUACAACAUAGCUUCUUUCUGUUGAAUUGGUGCAGAAUUUGCCUUGUAAUUUAAAUGCUUUAUACUCAUUAUAUUUUUCAGUUUCAUGAGAGAGCUAUAAUUGCUUGGAAUUCAUGGCUAA